AAUUAAUAAGAGAAUUUGUUAAAUUCAGAGAUAAAUCACUUCUUCGCAUAAAAUUUAUCUUGUUUGAUCAAUCAUUACGAAAGAUAAAAUGCAAUAUAAACAAUAUAGACUUCAAAUUCUUGUAAAUGGCAUGCCUUUGGAAGAAUGUUGGGAACCUUUGGAUAGUAAUGAUAAUAAACUUUCCAGUUACACUCGAGAUAACAUCACUAAUUUAAAAUAUGAAAGUGAAUCGAUUCAUUACGCAGCAGUCAAUGUAGAUCAUGGUACUCGUUUCUCCGUACGUUUCUCGGCUGAAGAUGCGACAAAAGAUGAACCAAUAAAGGCUUAUCUCUCAGUUGAUGGAAAUUGGGAUUUUACGUAUUAUCAGCUUUAUAAUGAAAAAUUUUGUAGAGCAAAUGGGUUUUGGAAUAAAGAUAGAAACAAAAAAUAUUAUUUCAAAUUUAUUCAAACAACAAGUUCAUCAUCAUCAGAUACUAACAACAGCAUCACCAAUGUUAACGAAGAAACCAAUGCCGACAUUGAAGAAACCAAUAUUGAUAGCAAAAAAGCCAAUAUUGACAGCAAAGAAAAUGAAACCAACAAAGAAACUAAUGUUAACAGCAAUGAAACAAAUAUUAAGGAAAAAGGACCAAAUGAUAAUAGAUUUUCUUUAAUGAAAUCUAGUGGUCCCGGAUGCGUUUCAGUGUAUUUUUAUCGUGCUAAAUGGGUAAAUCAACAGUGUAAAGUUCCAAAUUUUAUUAUUAAUAAAACAUCAAAUGCUGAAGAUAUAAGUUUAUAUACUGGAUUUGAUGAAGAAUUUGAUGACCAAAAUUUUAUACAAAAUGGUGUUGUUAAUUUACGAAGAAUAUCCAAAAAUCCAAUUGCCGAGUUACAUAUUCAUUAUAGGGAUAUUUCGUAUCUCACAGAUCGAGGAUUUAUCUUCCCUAAUUUGAAUACUCCAAAGAGUGAUUUAAUUCGAGAGGAUUAUUUUGAAAAUAUUACUACUAAUAAAGAGAAUAGAUUAAUUAAAUAUGUAAAGCCAACAAUAAUUAUCACUAGUCACUUCGAUCAAACUGGACUAAUUGACAGAGAAGAAAGCAACUUAAUUAAGAAAGAGAGGUCAGAUAAAGUGUUUUUGACUGUAGAAAAAUCAAACAAACGAUCUUUUGAUCCUGAUGAAGAGGAGUCAAUUAAUAAACGAGUAAAGUAUGAUGUUACUGAGGGGAAAUUAACGAAAAUGUAAUUAUUAUUGAAGAAUCUGAUGAUAGAAAUAUUUUAAUGUCCAAUGCUUUUUUAAUCAAUGUGAUGCAACAUUUAUGCAACAUUUAACUUCUUCUUCAUCACUAACAGUGAUAAGAUUAAAGUGUCUAAUCUUGUUUAUGACAUAAAUAAAUUUGAUUAUGCAAUAAUAUUUAUUUAACUAAUAGCUAAUAUCAAUACAAAUUAAAUAAUUUUCAAAAAAAAAAUAUACUAAACGCUUCAAAACUUAUGGUAUUAUAUAACAGCUGUUCUAUUAGAACUAGAGUACUUCAAAAUUGGGACGCCUUUUAAAAGAAAUACA
Messenger RNA from Rhizophagus irregularis DAOM 181602=DAOM 197198, 1540 nucleotides. RefSeq lists its product as uncharacterized. The record is from RefSeq and is a predicted model, not a curated record. NCBI's taxonomy places the organism in Eukaryota, Fungi, Glomeromycota, Glomeromycetes, Glomerales, Glomeraceae.